CUGGCUGAGAGACUCAUCAUAUAUUCGAAUUAAAUAAUGAUUUUCUACAAAUAAUUUAUUUCACAUUAUAAUCCCUAAAAUCUGGAAAAAAGAAAAGAAAAAAAAAGCUUGCUUGGUUUUGGAAUCUGGAUUGAAAAUCACAGGAAAGUAGAAAGAAAUCAAUGAUUCUUUUGCAGUCCCAUUCAAGAUUUCUCCUUCAGACCUUGCUCAAUCGUCUCCACAAUCUUGAAAAAGGAGUUGAGUUGGACUACCAUUGGGUUGAGUUUGAUGACGUCCGUUACCAUAUGCAGGUGACAAUGAAGAAUCCAUACCAUGUUUUGCUAUCGGUAUCAUUACCCACACCACCUCCGGAAACCGCUUUCUAUGGUGGACUUCCCUUUGGCGCUAUAGAAGCCAUAAAAUCUGCAUAUACUGGAUUUGUACAAAUUCUUGAUCCGCCAAGGGAUGGCUUUAAUCUGACUUUGAAGCUGAAUCUUGCAAAGCUCCCUCCACAUGAAGAGUACAAACAUGCUAUUUUGGUAAAAAUUGCAUCUGUGAGGGAAGUGGUACUUGGUGCUCCAUUGAGAGCAAUUCUGAAAACACUUGGGUCAAGGACUGUUGCUUCCAAUAUUGAUCGGCUUGUUGCCCUUUUGCAUCGACCAAAGGAGUCUUUUUUUCUUGUUCCUCAGGCAGAAAAAACGACAGUGGUGUUUCCUAUGAGAUUUAAGGACUCGAUAGACAUUGUUCUUGCCACUUCUUUCCUUCAGGAAUUUGUGGAAGCAAGGCGGACAGCAGGGCUCAAUAAUGCCCCACUUUGCUUGUGGUCACCUACUCCUCCUUUAGAACUGAAAGGAGCUCCUGCUGAAGCAUUAUCUGCAAACGCAGGUUUUGUAACUAUUGUUAUUUUUCCUCGUCAUGUUGAAGGCAGAAAACUGGAACGUACUGUUUGGAGUUUGUCAACAUUUCAUGCAUAUGUUAGUUAUCAUGUCAAGUGCUCAGAGGGUUUCAUGCAUACAAGGAUGCGACGCCGGGUGGAAUCUUUGAUUCAGGCUUUGGAUCGUGCCAAGCCAGUUACAGAGAAAUCGAAGAAAACGGGACAUAGCACAUCCUUCAAGCGACUGAGUCUGAAGGACGGACGGAGUAAGCCAAAGUAGCCAAGGUGGAUUACCGGAAAGUAAAUAGGAUGUGCUCCUGCUGUUCUUCAGAAAGACGGGUUGUCCAAGAAAUCCCUUGCUUGUGUAGAGAAGAUUGAUGCAGGUUCAUGUAGUUUAUUCUUUGUAGAAGAUAAGCGAGAAACAUUUUGUUUAGUUGUGAACAUGUACGAUUAGUGUUAUGGUGUUUCCGUUUGAACUCAAAGUGUUAUUAUUGUUACUAUUAUUAUUAU
This is a messenger RNA of Morus notabilis, 1363 nucleotides long. RefSeq names its product actin-related protein 2/3 complex subunit 2A. The transcript has 10 exons. The record is from RefSeq and is a predicted model, not a curated record. Gene Ontology annotation, cellular component: actin cytoskeleton; Arp2/3 protein complex. Gene Ontology annotation, biological process: actin filament polymerization; Arp2/3 complex-mediated actin nucleation. Lineage: Eukaryota; Viridiplantae; Streptophyta; Magnoliopsida; Rosales; Moraceae. The coding region runs from base 162 to 1133 and encodes 323 amino acids. Gene Ontology annotation, molecular function: structural constituent of cytoskeleton; actin filament binding.